UAUUCUGCGGCCGGAAGCGGAAGCGUGGCGAUGCGUCGAUCGGCUGUGUUUCGGUGAUGAUGGCGGAUAGUAACGAUCAGUAUGAGUCGGUUCUGUGCGUGAAGUCAGAGGUUCAUGUUUACCGGAUCCCGCCGAGAAGCUCCAACCGCGGAUACCGGGCGGCGGACUGGAAGCUGGAGGAGCCGGCGUGGAGCGGACGCAUGAAGAUCACCGCCAAAGGAAAGAUAGCCUUCAUUAAACUAGAGGACAGAAACACUGGAGAGCUCUUCGCUCAGGCUCCGGUGGAUCAGUACCCAGGGAUCGUGGUGGAGGCCGUGACCGACUCCAGCAGAUACUUCGUCAUCAGGAUCGAAGACGGAAACGGACGCCACGCCUUCAUCGGAAUCGGUUUCGCAGACCGAGGAGAUUCCUUCGAUUUCAACGUGGCCCUACAGGAUCAUUUUAAGUGGGUCAAACAGGAAAGUGAACUGGCCAGACAGGAAGCGGCUCAGGUUUCUGAACCAAAGCUGGACCUGGGCUUCAAAGAGGGUCAGACCAUCAAGAUCAACAUUGGGAACAUGAAGAAGAAGGACUCGGGCGGCGCAGGAGGGAAGUCGCGAGCGAUGGGCGGGGCUUUGCUUCCUCCUCCACCCGGGGUCAAGUCCUCUGCUCUUGUUCCUCCGCCCACAGCACAGCAGACCACGCCCACAGCACAUACCACGCCCACUGACCCGCCCAGCUCAGGGAUGCUACUGGACUUCGGAGACUCCGCCCACUCUGUGGCCCCGCCCUCUCAGGACCAGUGGGGUGAUUUCACGGCUGCAGGCUCCGGGUCAGCGCCGGACUCGCGGUCAGGAUGGGUGCAGUUCUAGCGUCCAAUAAGGGAAGCCGUGACUCACGAACGCCGUCUUCUAUGCAAUCCUGCGCCGCUGCAUUCCAGCUGGUGUUGAGCUUCAAACACAUUUCUCAUCAGAUGACCGUCGACAGUAUCGUCUCUCGUUUACCUUUAAAGCUGAAGCGCCCGAAGCCCCGCCCCGACGGCUGGCCCCGCCCCCCACAGGAGGCAGAAGUGAACGGAAUCCAACAACAGAGAGUUCUAGCGUUUACAGGAAGUUGAUGAAGAGACUUCCUCACAGUGACUCGCGCACGCUUCAGCUUUAAAGCUCUCGGUGUCGGUUUAGUGCUUUAAUGUUUAGGAAUCGGCUCUCGGUAAGAUUUCUUUCGUGUCUUUUAACGUUCCUCGUGUGUUUUAUCCGCGUCUGACUGGAUUGGAAGAGUUUGUUUUACGUGUUUGUAAGCAGAUGAUUUUUCACACUAUAUAUUUUUAACUAACCCCAGACUUUAUUUUUCCAGGUGAUUACAGAUUUAUUCUUGAUAUUGUGAUUAAAGUCUGAGUCUUUCCUUCAAGUGCCUUUAUGAAACACCUGUAGAAUGUACAAAUGAUGGUUUAAAUAUAUAUAGAUAUAUAUGAAUAAACCUUUUCCUUGUA
Puntigrus tetrazona (Sumatra barb) is the source of this 1468-nucleotide messenger RNA. RefSeq names its product NECAP endocytosis associated 2 (gene necap2). The record is from RefSeq and is a predicted model, not a curated record. Lineage: Eukaryota; Metazoa; Chordata; Actinopteri; Cypriniformes; Cyprinidae. The coding region runs from base 57 to 851 and encodes 264 amino acids. The transcript is spliced from 8 exons. Gene Ontology annotation, biological process: endocytosis. Gene Ontology annotation, cellular component: clathrin vesicle coat; membrane.